Striga asiatica is the source of this 1344-nucleotide messenger RNA. The record is from the annotation of a GenBank genome assembly. Lineage: Eukaryota; Viridiplantae; Streptophyta; Magnoliopsida; Lamiales; Orobanchaceae.
AUGGUAACCAUUCGAGCUGACGAAAUUAGGAAUAUUAUCCGUGAACGUAUUGAACAAUACAAUAGAGAAGUCAAGAUUGUAAAUACCGGUACCGUACUUCAAGUAGGCGAUGGUAUUGCUCGUAUUCACGGUCUUGAUGAAGUAAUGGCGGGUGAAUUGAUUGAAUUUGAAGAAGGUACAAUAGGCAUUGCUCUUAAUUUGGAAUCAAAUAAUGUUGGUGUUGUAUUAAUGGGUGGUGGUUUGAUGAUACAAGAAGGAAGCUCUGUAAAAGCAACAGGAAGAAUUGCUCAGAUACCAGUGAGUGAGGCUUAUUUGGGCUGUGUUAUAAACGCUCUGGCUAAACCUAUUGACGGUAGAGGUGAAAUUUCAGCUUCUGAAUCUCGAUUAAUUGAAUCUCCCGCCCCGGGACGCGGUCAGCGAGAAUUAAUUAUUGGAGAUAGGCAGACCGGUAAAACAGCCGUAGCCACAGAUACGAUUCUCAAUCAGCAAGGGCAAAAUGUAAUAUGUGUUUAUGUAGCUAUUGGGCAAAAAACAUCUUCUGUCGCGCAGGUAAUAACUAAUUUACAGGAAAAGGGGGCCAUGGAAUACACUAUUGUGGUAGCCGAAACGGCAGCUUCCCCUGCUACAUUACAAUACCUCGCUCCUUAUACAGGAGCUGCUUUGGCUGAAUAUUUUAUGUACCGUAAACAACACACUUUAAUAAUUUAUGAUGAUCCCUCCAAACAAGCCCAAGCUUAUCGUCAAAUGUCUCUUCUAUUACGAAGACCGCCUGGCCGCGAAGCUUAUCCAGGGGAUGUUUUUUAUUUGCACUCACGCCUUUUGGAAAGAGCUGCUAAAUUAAGUUCUAGUUUAGGUGAAGGAAGUAUGACCGCCUUACCGAUAGUUGAAACUCAAUCGGGAGAUGUUUCCGCUUAUAUUCCUACUAAUGUAAUUUCCAUUACUGACGGCCAAAUCUUUUUAUCUGCCGAUCUAUUCAAUGCUGGAAUCAGACCCGCUAUUAAUGUGGGUAUCUCCGUUUCCAGAGUAGGGUCUGCAGCUCAAAUUAAAGCUAUGAAACAAGUAGCUGGAAAAUUAAAAUUGGAACUGGCGCAAUUUACAGAAUUAGAAGCCUUUGCACAAUUUGCUUCAGAUCUUGAUAAAGCUACUCAGAAUCAAUUGGCAAGAGGUCAACGAUUGCAUGAAUUGCUUAAACAAUCCCAAUCGGAUCCUCUUACAGUAGAAGAACAAAUAAUGACUAUUUAUACCGAAACGAGGGGUUAUCUUGAUUCAUUAGAAAUUGGACGGGUAAGGAAAUUUCUUGGUGAAUUACGUACUUACUUCAAAAAUAAUAAACCCGAGUUCUGA